Tympanuchus pallidicinctus (lesser prairie-chicken) is the source of this 8560-nucleotide messenger RNA. It is a transcript of the gene MAPK8IP3, whose product is annotated as mitogen-activated protein kinase 8 interacting protein 3. Gene Ontology annotation, biological process: vesicle-mediated transport. The coding region runs from base 2589 to 5861 and encodes 1090 amino acids. The record is from RefSeq and is a predicted model, not a curated record. NCBI's taxonomy places the organism in Eukaryota, Metazoa, Chordata, Aves, Galliformes, Phasianidae. The transcript has 28 exons. Gene Ontology annotation, molecular function: MAP kinase scaffold activity; JUN kinase binding; kinesin binding. Gene Ontology annotation, cellular component: cytoplasm.
CGGAGCAAGGGUUUCCCACUCUGCAACUGUCAAUAGCAUCCCAUGUUUUCAUUAAGUGUUAUAACCAUACAAUUGUGACUACUCAUGGUGACAUAUGACUGCUAUGAAUGUUGAGCCUUUGCAAUGCAUUUUGGAGGUCACUGCUACACAUUUGAUGUUUAGGAGGUUGACAGGUAUGGCUGUAGGUAAGUGGUGGUUGUGGAGAGUAUUCUUUGGGUGAGCUGUGGGCUAUGCAGUGUGCCUCCCAGACUGCAGAGGAAAGCUGUACAAAAGGACAGUAGAAGGAAGUUUAAUAGAGAUUCUGGACUGUGAAGAAGAGUGCUUUGGUAGUGUUUACAUUUGAGAGGAAUUUCUCCAGGGCAGGCUGGUAGACUUAAUAAAGGAUGCUUUCUAGAUGACUGUAAACUACAGAUAUAUAUAGUGAGUGUAAUUACAUGUGUAAUUACUCCCUGAUGUGCUCUGGGUGAAAGAAAGAUAAUGUCAAUUAACAAGAAGCUAUGGGAUGUCUUCUCAAUACAGGUAUGUAUCACUCUGUAGACACUGACAAUGUAGAACUUGUAAAUGACAUCUAGAUCCCAAGUGCAAGAAACUUCGUGUGUACACAUGUAGUGUACCCAUCUGCAUGUCUCUUCUGCAGUGCUAAAAUCCUCAUGGACUUGUUAUGCUUACAUGUUGUGGGUACCAGAAGAAGCUUUGAAUCUGUUCAUCCAACAGAAGUUCCUUUUGGUUGGGGGAAGAGGUUUUGUGAUUGCACUUUACACUUGGUGUUCUUUGUCCCUUUGUAUGAUAGAAAGCACAGCAGAUAAAAUGCAGCUGAAGUGUUAGAAGGUUUACUGGAUCACAUUCACAAAAACUGAAUAAAACCAUUAAAAAAGUAACUCAUGAAACAAUCUGAAGUGGAGGUGAGAAGUGUGGUUUCCACAUGUAUUCACAGUAAAGUGUUUCUAUCCUAGUUUUGCUUGUAAAAUCAGCAAACGUGCAGGGAAGCAAUUGGAACUUCCAAGUAGGAAUAUGGGGGCUAUUUGGACUGGCAGUGCAGAAACCAAACAAGUCAUUGAUUUUUUUGAAUGGUCAAAUAUUAAAAAUAAAUCUUAACUUUUUAUGUAAAUGCACAGAUGCAAUAUAAAGCCUUUGACUUCUGCAGUACAAUGUACUGCAGGGUAUUUUAAGAUAGGCAUAGAGGCCAGUCUAAUUAAAGGAAUGUGUUAAUAAGAUUCCAGAUUAAAAAAAAAAAAAGGCUGCAAAGGGUUAAUAUAUUUCAGUCUUUUCUAUCAUCCCAUUUUGAAUUGCUUUGUUAUGUUGUGCAGUUAAUAUUACAACAGUAGAGCAAGCCUUAGAAAUCGGUGAAGUGAACCAGCAUCACAGCUCCGAGGAUGGGAGGCCCUGAAGCAGCUGCUGAGCAGUCUGAGUCUUUGCAGCAGUUGCACAGGAGGGGAGAGGCAAGCAAUAACAGUUAUAGCUGAGUCUGGGUGUGCAGCUGCUGAAUGUCACUGCACCCAAUUGCAACUCAUUAGCACGUAUAACUCUCCAAAUUCAUUUUGCCAUCUCCCUGCCGGCAGCAAUUAGUGUGGGCUGCCAUGAAGAAAGGAGAGAUCUCAUUUGCUCCUGGGAAUGAUUACUGCAUCGGUCAAGGCGUUAAUUGGCUGACUUUGAAGCGGUGCCACUUUAAUGGACAAAGAAGGGCUGCAGUAUAAAAUCCUCACAGAGCCUUACAAGCCUCCUAUGCUUUUCAAGAGGUGUUAUGACAAGAAAUGGGGCUGUAAUGUCUGUAAAGCUGGACCUCAUUUGUGCACAUUUCACAAUGGAAGUCUGUCGCCUAUGUUAAUUUGUCAGCUUCUUAUUUUUGAGUUUCUGGGUCUUGCCUAAUCAAUCUGGGUAGACCAUGCCUCUUUCUGCUGUGUUGUCAAGCCAGAUCCAUGCCUGGCUAGCUUCUGCAUAACAUCAUGUGGGGACAUAGGUCUUCCCCCACUAGCAAAAUCAGACCAUUCGUUUGCUAGCCACUUUGCUUCUGCAGUUUGGUGUCAAAAAUACGCUGCUGUUCUCUCACCACAAGGGAUUCUCAUCCUGGUUAUGUCAGUGGCUUACUGUAAUGACAGCUUCUGGAUCCUCUAAGAGCUCACGUCUUUCCCAAGCAAUGCCCGUCUUACCUUCCAGUCUUGGGAAGUGCUGUCCUGGCUUACUGCAAGUGCCAAAGCCUUUCAGCUUCUGCUGUAGUCAGUGGCAAUUGGAGGUGCUUUUCACUUAUGAAAAGGCCUUCUUCCUUGAGGUGCAUGAUGAAGAGGUCACAUAGUGAUGUGACUUAUGAAGAUAAGUCUUCAUAGUACGAGAAGAAGGAUGUCGAUCCUUUCACAGGUAGGAUUUGCUUGCUGAGUUCAGCAUGAGAACUCACUGCUACGUUCUGGUUGCAGUGCCAUGUGUCACCAGUGAAUGCUGGGCAUUUAGUCGGUACAGUGAGCAAGGCACAUUUUGCUUAAUGCUUUAAGGCAGCCAUAUACCAACAAAUCGGAGAUUAACUGAAAUAAAUAGCUCUGCUUUUGCCUUUUUGUUCUUUUCCUACCCUGGAAUCGCCGUAGUGUCCCCAGGAUGAAAUGUCUGAAUCUGGGCAGUCCUCAGCAGCUGCCACGCCGAGCACCACCGGAACCAAGUCCAACACUCCCACAUCAUCUGUGCCCUCUGCUGCUGUCACGCCCCUGAACGAGAGCAUCCAACCCAUCAGUGAAUACAACGGCACAACCAAGGGCAACAAGAGGACACGAGAAAAGCGGAACAGCCGGAACAUGGAAGUGCAGGUCACACAGGAGAUGAGGAACGUCAGCAUAGGUAUGGGAAGCAGUGAUGAGUGGUCCGAUGUUCAGGACAUCAUAGACUCCACUCCUGAGCUGGAUAUGUGUCAAGAUCCCCGCCUGGAACGCCCUGGGAACAGCCCAACCCAGGGGAUUGUGAACAAAGCGUUUGGCAUCAACACAGACUCUCUCUAUCAUGAACUUUCCACAGCAGGAUCUGAGGUGAUCGGGGAUGUUGAUGAAGGAGCAGAUCUGCUAGGGGAGUUCUCAGUACGGGAUGAUUUCUUUGGAAUGGGCAAAGAAGUGGGCAAUCUGCUGUUGGAGAACUCACAGCUACUGGAGACCAAAAAUGCUUUGAACGUUGUGAAGAAUGAUUUGAUUGCCAAGGUGGACCAAUUGUCUGGAGAACAAGAAGUACUGAAGGGAGAGCUUGAGGCAACAAAGCAAGCCAAAACCAAAAUGGAAACCAGAGUGAAGGAGCUGGAGGAAGAGCUGAAAAGAGUGAAAUCUGAAGCGAUUGUUGCCCGACGAGAGCCCAAAGAAGAGGUGGAGGAUGUAAGCAGCUAUCUCUGUACAGAAUUGCAGUGCUCCUCCCCUCUGCAGGACAACAUUCCCAUAGCUCAGCGCCGGCGCUUCACCCGUGUAGAAAUGGCCCGGGUUCUGAUGGAGCGCAAUCAGUACAAAGAGAGGUUGAUGGAGCUCCAGGAGGCUGUCAGGUGGACUGAAAUGAUCAGAGCUUCCCGUGAGCACCCAUCCGUCCAGGAGAAGAAGAAGUCCACCAUUUGGCAGUUCUUCAGCCGUCUGUUCAGUUCCUCCUCAAGUCCCCCACCAGCAAAGAGGACCUACCCAUCUGUGAACAUCCACUACAAGUCUCCAACCACAGCAGGGUUCAGCCAGCGACGCAGCCACACCAUGUGCCAGAUCUCCUCUGGCAGCCGCACCCUGGAGUUCUUCCCUGAGGAUGACUGCACGUCCUCGGCGCGCCGCGAGCAGAAGCGGGAGCAGUACCGCCAGGUCCGGGAGCACGUGCGGAACGAUGAUGGGCGGCUGCAGGCCUGCGGCUGGAGCCUCCCUGCCAAGUACAAGCAGCUGAGCCCCAAUGGUGGUCAGGAAGAUACUCGCAUGAAAAAUGUCCCUGUGCCUGUAUAUUGUCGCCCACUUGUAGAGAAGGACCCAACCAUGAAGCUCUGGUGUGCAGCUGGAGUCAAUCUCACUGGAUGGAGACCAUUGGAGCAGGAAGCUGGGAAUGGGCAGAAAUUGGAUCCUGGACGGGAUCCUCUCACCUGCGAUCGGGAAGUGGAGGGCGAGAACAACAAAAGUAACCAUACAUCUCCUGAAAAGAAAAAGGCAAAGGAGUUCCAUGAAAUGGAUGCCACGUCCAGUCGUGUCUGGAUCCUCACCAGUACCUUGUCAACAAGUAAAGUUGUAAUCAUUGAUGCCAAUCAGCCUGGCACAGUGGUGGACCAGUUCACUGUCUGCAAUGCUCAUGUGCUCUGCAUCUCCAGCAUCCCUGCGGCCAGUGAGAGUGAUUAUCCUCCAGGAGAGAUCUUCCUGGAGGGCGAUGUAAAUCCUGAAGAGUCGUCUGGAACAGAUGGUGUCUUGGCAGGAAUCACUCUGGUGGGCUGUGCAACUCGCUGCAAUGUGCCACGAAGCAACUGUUCCUCGCGUGGUGACACACCUGUGCUGGACAAAGGACAGAGUGAAGUGGCUGCUGUCUGCAAUGGGAAGAUCAACCAAUCUCAGUCUACAGAGGAAGCAACAGAAGCUACAGAGGUGCCAGAGAAUGGUACAAGUGAGACAGAGCCCGUUCAAGCCCGUUCUGGACCCCUCACAGAGCACGUGUUUACGGACCCCGUCCCUGCACAGGCUCCUCUUCGUCAGAACGGAGAGAAUGGGCAGCUGAAAACAGAGUCAAGCACAGCACUGCCAGAUCAGGAGCUGAAUGGGGAUGCUGCUGGGACAUGCACCAGUGCUGCACCCACCAUGUGGCUGGGAGCACAGAAUGGCUGGCUUUACGUGCACUCUGCUGUAUCUAACUGGAAGAAGUGUCUGCACUCGAUAAAGCUAAAGGACUCGGUGCUGAGUCUAGUGCAUGUGAAGGGAAGGGUCCUUGUUGCUCUGGCAGAUGGAACACUGGCCAUAUUCCACCGAGGAGAAGAUCGUCAGUGGGAUCUCAGUAAUUACCACCUAAUGGACCUUGGUCACACUCACCAUUCUAUCCGCUGCAUGGCUGUUGUGUAUGACAGAGUCUGGUGUGGCUACAAGAACAAAAUCCAUGUUAUUCAACCUAAGACAAUGCAAAUUGAGAAGUCCUUUGAUGCCCACCCUCGGCGUGAGAGCCAGGUGCGACAGCUGGCGUGGAUUGGAGAUGGAGUGUGGGUUUCCAUCCGCCUGGAUUCCACCCUGAGGCUUUACCACGCCCACAGCCAUCAGCAUCUGCAGGACGUUGACAUUGAGCCUUAUGUCAGCAAGAUGCUAGGUACUGGAAAACUGGGCUUCUCCUUUGUACGGAUUACAGCCCUGCUCAUUGCUGGCAAUCGUCUCUGGGUAGGAACAGGGAACGGCGUUGUCAUCUCCAUUCCACUGACUGAGACUGUAGUCCUCCACCGAGGCCAACUCCUUGGGCUCCGGGCCAACAAGACCUCACCCACCUCCGGAGAGGGCAGCCGCUCUGGCGGGGUCAUCCACGUGUAUGGUGAUGACAACAGUGACAAAUCUGCCAGCAGUUUUAUUCCCUACUGCUCCAUGGCUCAGGCACAGCUCUGUUUCCAUGGUCACCGUGAUGCUGUCAAGUUCUUUGUCUCUGUGCCUGGCAACGUCCUAGCAACUUUGAAUGGGAGCGUGUUGGACAGCCCCUCGGAGAACCCCAGCACAGCAGCCACAGAGACUGAGGGGCAGAAGCUGAAGAAUGUCCUGGUGCUGAGUGGAGGAGAAGGGUACAUUGAUUUCCGGAUCGGGGAUGGAGAAGAUGAUGAGACAGAGGAGAAUGCAGGAGAUGCCACCCAGGUGAAGCCAGUACUUUCUAAGGCAGAAAGGAGCCACAUUAUUGUGUGGCAGGUAUCCUAUAUCCCAGAGUGAGAAUUUCUCCUUUCCUACCAAUGUAAGUGUCCCUGUUCCCACCUGAAUGCCACGAUGUACAUACAGAACGCCUGCAUUAUACCUACUGCUGGAAACCGACCCCAGACAACUGCAGCGGCUCCUGCCUCAGACUGUGACCCCUUUGUAACCUCUGAACUUGCAGCUUUCAUCUUGGGCCCAUGAGCUUUCUGCGUGGUUGGAUUAUUGUUCUGCUCUGGAGCUGGCGUCUACAAGGAGAGAAAUGGCAGUGCGUUGAUAAAAGUGAAGCUUGGAGCCAGAGCUGUGCAAAAGCUUUGCCUGGGGCUGGGGAGCUGGACAGGUGGUGGGUCUGGUUCUCCAGCAGGAUGCCUUGCUCCCACCUGCAUGAGAAGUAGUGCAGCACCCUGGCAUCCCCGCCAAAGCAGCGAUGGAGGAUCACAACUCCUACAGCACCCCAGAAGAAAUCCUUCCUUGUUCACCAGUGGACUUUCCACCUUAUCCACUAUGUGCACCCAAGCAUAGAAUAAUAUCCCACAGACUGACAGCAGCCAGGUCCAAGGAGCCUUCAAUAGAAAGGAAUGUCGAGGUUGGGAAGCGCUUUUGCUGUUUGGCUGGAGAAGGUGGCAGGGCUGUUAGUGGGGGGAACACAUCCUCCACACUUGCAGAUGGAAAGUCUCCCUCCUCUUCUGCUGCUUUUAUCAUAGCAGUAGUGUGCUGGGUGACGGCAUGUGUCUAGAGGGGAUUGUUUGGUAGCCUCAGGUGGGUGACAGAUGGUUGAUUGUGGAAGCCGUGGGGCCUUUCAAAACUAUUAACAAAGAAGUACUGGAACCCUGUUAUUUUAAAGGGGGAAAAGGCAGUGAUAUUUUAACUCCCUUCUCUAAAAAAAAAAAAAAAGUCAAGCAGGAAAGAAUUGAGUUCAUUCGUUUUGUGAGCCUGAAAGCUUUAGGAGAAAGUUAUCUCUACAUAGGAUUUACUGGCUUUUAAAAUAGAGGCAGUGGCAGAUAAUGUUCGUCUGCUGUGAAUUCUGCAUUAACACACUGAGAUUACUUCGACUCAUCAGGACCCCGUCCUGCUGGGAACUGCUGGCAUCCUGCUGGAAGGAGGUGGCUGUUUUCCUUUAGACAGUGGCUGUCAGGUUAGGAAAGACUCUGUAGGUGCAGUCAAGGUGUACAGGCUGUGUCUUGCCUGAGGUCAUGCAGAUAAGGGAAUUGAGGCCAGAUCUCCCAGCUCCUUUUACUCAGCAUCACAAGCACUGAUUGAAUUGGUUAGUGAGUGGUUUGAAAAGCUGGAUCUCUGUUACUCCUCUAAAGAAUGACAGCCUCUGAGAGAAAUUCUGACUGCGCUCCUUGUGCAAGCUGUGUGUCCUGCUUGUAGGAGAAGCAGCCAAAAAUGCAGCCAGGGAGAACAGUUUUAAGCUCCAUAUUGAAAGUGUGGCAGCUCCAGAUGUAGAGGCAGUGGUUUGUUUUCCCCUUCUGACAGUUGCAGCAGUUCCUUCCUCUACAAAGAAGAGCUGUUAGCAAUGAAUUUAGAAGAUCCUGGUGGCUGUCUUGUUGGUUUCCUGAGCUGUGCAGCACUGUGGAUCUCCCAAGGAUGUCCACCUCCAUCUCUGAGGAACAAGACCUGUGCUGCUUGUCAUGGUCCAGGCUGCUCUCAAGCCUUGUGGUCUGCAGCUGUUUGUGUGCUGCAGGAACACAGCAUUCACUGGGGAAGUUUUAACAUCUGUCCUCAUUCAGCAACCCUGAAAUGGUCUUUGGAUGCUCAGUUCAGAAAAGGCUGGGGCACACAGUUCCCAUCCAGGGAGGCAAGAAGACAUACGCAGGGUGCAGAGGCCUCAGCCAUCAAAGUAUGGGGCCACGGUGCUGCCCACACUGCCUGAGCAGCUGGUGACGUGAUGACCCACACUGCUCCUUGCAGAGGUAGGAAGCCAGCUGGGCUGUAUCUUCAAGCCAGGAUCUGUGGCUUGCAUUUGGCUGACUGCAAGCAGCCAUUCAUGUAGAGGAGAAUAUUUGAGAGGAGACAUCUCACUUGGGGCAGUGCUCACUCAUCCCCAGAAUGCUUUCUGCUAGAACAGGCUCUCUGGGUCACGGCACAGGGUGCAGUAACAGAUGUUGAGACAGCAGAUUCCACAGAUAUCUAACAGUUAGAGCCAGGAAAAUGGCACGCUUUGGUGUCAUUUAAAGGCAAAUGCAAUUCUUUAGGCAUGUCAAACCUUCAGCGUAAAAAUACAGGAUUGUAACGUUCUUACCUCUUACAAUUUGUUCUCUAUCUGGUUUUAGCAGUAAAAGUGACAAUAUUCAGUCUUCUGUCACCCACUGGUCCAUGGCAACAUGAGGAAACCACUCUUGGGCCUCUGCCAGCAGGUUCCUUCCCAGUUUGGUGCUUGGUUUCCUCCAGGAGAAGCACACGUGUCGGAGGGGUGGCUCCAGCUCAGCCUCUGCUAUCAGCUCCUGUUGGGAUGUGGUGGCUGCUGGGCAGCAAGGUGAGAACUGACUGGCUUCAACACACUUCCCUGUCAUAUCUCCACUGUGAUGUAUGUAAAGUAUCUUGUAUGUUACAAAAGGAUUUUAAAAAGUGUCUUAAGGCCUGUAAACUCCGCUGUUUGGUCUGAAGAUGGCAUUCUGUAAAGAGACCGCUGUAUGAAUACGUUCCCAUGCUUUUUUCCCUACGCUAUCAAACAACAAACCAUAUCUGUUCUGUAUGUAAUAAAUGUGUUAACAUCA